GCGUGGGUGUCCAGUUUCUUCUGACCUUGGGGGCCUGGAAGGUUGGAGGCACCAUGGCUAUGACCAGUGUCAGGUUGUUCGCUGGUGUUUUUAAGAAGCCAGAAACCUGGGUUGGACUCUGGGGUGUGCUUCAAAGGACAUCUUCACACAGACUCUGUGCUUCCUGGCAUCAGUAUUUAUAUUUUUCAAGUACCAAGUUAAAGGCAUCUGGUUAUAAAACACUUCUCCAUAAUGUUUUCUCUCUGAGACUCCCAGGGCUUUCAGUGUCUCCAGAAUAUAUUUUUCCAUUUUUUAUAAGACUCAAAAGCAAUAUAAGCUCUGAAAAGUCCUCUAAAAAAGCUCUGCAAAAAGUAGAAGGCGACGAGGACUCGGAUGAGGAGAGCGACUCUAACGAGAGAAGCGACCAGGAGGAGGAGCUUGAGGACGACCCCGCCGUGGUCAGAGACUACAAGGACCUGGAGAAGGCGGUUCAGUCGUUUCGGUACGACGUCAUCCUGAAGUCGGGCCUGGACAUCGGGAGGAACCAAGUGGAAGAUGCAUUCUACAAAGGCGCACUCAGACUGAAUGGGGAGAAACUGUGGAAGAAAAGCAGAGCGGUGAAAGUAGGAGAUACACUGGAUCUUCUCAUUGGCGAGGACAAGGAAGCAGAGACGGAGGCUGUGAUGCGGAUUCUGCUGAAGAAGGUGUUUGCGGAGAAGACGGACAGUGACAAGUACCGCGUGGUGCUGCGAAGGUGGAAGAACUUGAAGCUGCCUAAGAAGGGCGCGUCGAAGUGAGCGCGUGGCUGUUCAGCUCUGAAGCUGCUUUUUAGUGGUGGGAGGAGGCCCGCAUGAAAAGACGUUUUUAUCAAAAUAAAAUUCUCGUACCAUUUGUGGAA
This is a messenger RNA of Chinchilla lanigera (long-tailed chinchilla), 877 nucleotides long. It is a transcript of the gene Mtres1, whose product is annotated as chromosome unknown open reading frame, human C6orf203. NCBI's taxonomy places the organism in Eukaryota, Metazoa, Chordata, Mammalia, Rodentia, Chinchillidae. The record is from RefSeq and is a predicted model, not a curated record.